AUAAAUUAUCUUUCGGAAUUACAGUAAUGGUUUCCUGUUGGUAAGGCCAGAGGCACACAAGCGAAGGCGAAUUGAAAUAUCGAGCGGUAAAUUAUAGAUGGAAUGUCAGAAUACGAAAAUACUAUGAGGCAAGACAUAACGACAACAUGUACAAUUUUCCAAACGAAGCUGGUCGACCGGUCUCUGUUGCUUCGCCGAGCAGUGCAAGAGGCAAAUUGAAGAGAGAAAGCGGUUACUAUGCAGAAAGUUGGUCGUCUUCACCUUUGACAAGAGAGACACUCAAGCGAAAUGCGGAAGAAGGCAACAAGAGAGAGGAGCAAUACGUUGCGUGGGUGAAUUCACAGCUUAAGAAAAGAGCUGGGAACCGUUGUGUUCGUGAAAUCCCACGGGAUACAAGAGAUGGUGUCGCUUUGGUUCAGCUUGUGGAAGUGCUGGCUGGUGAAGCUCUGAAGUUUGAUGACUCUCCAACAACAUAUGCAGCUAAAAAAGAGAAUGUAGACCAGGUCUUGCAAUUCAUGGCCUCCCAGAGAAUCAAAAUGAGACAGAUCUCAUCAAAAGAAAUUGUGGAUGGGAACUUAAAAGCCACAAUGAGGCUUGUACUUGCCCUGGCAGCCCACUUCAAACCUGGAAGUGUGAAGCCAAAUUCACAUCAGGGUGGCUCUCCUUCACAUACCAAGCUCACUCGCAGUCCAUCUGCUGCAGCGGCUGCUGCUGAGGCUGCUGCUGCUAUUGGUGAAGCCAGCAGGAAGGCUGCAAGUGCUGGUCGUCAAAUACACAUGCCAUUCAGGCUCAGAAAAACUCCAAAGAACUUGCCUGUAACACCAAAGACAGAGCGGCCUCCUAUUGAUGCUAGUCCAGGAAGCAGCCCUUUACUUUCUGCAUCACCCCUUAAUACACCAUUAAACAGAACUCCUGUUCGCAAGAUAAGUAGGCCAUCAAGUGCAGAAUCUAGACAUGACAAAGACAAUGGGUCAGAUGGCUCCAAUGUUAGCAGUGGUGCUACCACACCCAGACUACAACACAGAGACCUUGCAGCACUUCAGUCCAUGUCUGAUUCUGAGUCGAUUUUAUCAAAGGAUCUGUCAAGAAAUAGUCAUUCCAGUACCUUUCCAAAUUUAGAGUUUCUGCAAGAAGUAACUGAAGGGUUGGAAAACAUGGAAGAUGAAACAAACACUGUAAAGGAAACUCUGUUACAUCUGCAGAACUUGUUGCUGGAUGGCAGAGUGGAGGAGGAUGAGAUUCCUGAAGAGUACUGUGGCCUUGAGGGUUCAACAGUGCAAGAGCAACUGACGAUUGUGAGCAGUCGACUUGAUCAAAGAGAAGCUGAAUAUGACAGCCUAAAAACAGAACUUAACAAGUCUAAAGAAGAGUGUAUUAACUUACAAGGUAUUAAGUCAGGACUGCAGUCAAGACUCAACCAGCAGGAACAAAGCAUAAUGCAGCUACAGUCAGAUUCUUUAAAGCAUGAAUUAGCACAGCAGAAACACGAGUCAGAUGUAGCACAGUUAAAGUGGCAGCUUGCUGAGCGGGACAAAGAGGUGUCUGCCCUUAGAAAUGAACUGGUACGAAGAGAGAAAACUGUUGAUAAACAGAGAAUGGAACUUGAGGAUGCUAUGAGGCACAUUGAAGAACUUCAAUAUGCACAGGCAGGUACAGGAAGAAAAGCAGAUGAUCACUUAAUAAUUGAAUUGCAACAAAGGAUCAGAGAUCUUCAGGAUAAGCUUGAUUCUGUUGGUGUGUAUGAGGCCACCCUCUCAGCUCGAAUUGCCACACAGGAUGAAAAGAUGGCAUCACUAGAGAACCAGAUUUUGAAUCCUCGUGAAGCAGUUGCUUCUCAUGGACUGAAGAGAUCAGAGGAAUUGGAGGUGGUGCGUGAAGCUAUCGAAAGUCUUCGAAGCUGUUUCAGACCACAUGAUCCACAUCACCACACCCUAGAUACAUUAGAACAGAGUGUAAUUGCGGUUCACUCUUCAGACCAACAAACUCACUCCUUCAAUUCUGAAACUGAAAAUGCAUCAAUUAACUCCAAGGGGGUGAAUGGAUUUGAACACAGCAAUGGAUACAAUGGCAAAUCACUUUCACAUCACCGGCAGCUAGAGAGUAAUGAGAGAGUUCAAGCAUCAGGAAUCAGCACCAAAGUGUUGUAUUUUACAGAGAAAAGUGUCACUCCUUUCCUUACAUCAAUACCUAGAAGACUCGGAGAAAUAACUUUAGGAGACUUCAAGGAAGCCAUUGACAGACCUGGAAUGUUCCGUUAUCACUUUAAAGCCUUAGAUCCUGAGUUUGGAACAGUUAAAGAAGAGGUGAUAGAUGAUGGAGACAUAGUACCAGGUUGGGAAGGAAAAAUUGUUGGCUGGGUUGAGGAUGAUACAGGACAAAAAGCUCUUUCUGGCUACCAAGACCAAAUGACGUGACACAACAAUGCAUUGAAGAAGACUAGAUUAACUGUUAUUAAUAAUAUUGUGUACAUCAAUUUCAAAUACGAUUAGGACCUUCAGCUGAGUUCCUGAAGCUGUCAACUUUAAAGUGUAUCUGUAAAUUGUAGCUUUGUUAUACUUUCAGUGCAACUAUUUGCUAAUUAAGCAUUGUAAAUUGAAAAGUGAGCCCUAAAGAUGGGCCCUUUUCUGCAUGAGCUCUGCCAUAGAGGUUGAAACUGAACCCUUUCUCUUAUUUAAGAAUUCCUUGUUUGGCUCUUUUUCUGUCAGUCAUAUUAAGUGCCUUAUUGAUGUACUGGUAAAUGUAGAGACCUCAUAAAGAAGGAAAUUGUACCUACUUCUUUCAUAAAACAGUAAAAAUGUUUAUGCCUCAUAUUAGUUGACAAAUGAAUAUAUUUAGUGGUUGUCCAUAAAUGGCAGAUAUUUUGUCUACACGAAAUACUCCGGUAUUGUGUGAUGACUUUAAAAUAAUUAUUGAAUUUGCUUAUUGUUUGGGUGAAAAGCUUGGCUUUUACAGGGUACAGAUAUGAAUGUGCUACAACAACUCAGUCAUCAGAUGGGAGAUUAUAUUGUUAUUAUGAAUAGUUAUCUGUAGAUAUCACUUCAAAUAUGCAUACAUGUGAAAGAGGUGUAAAGAAAUCAUGAUAUUUUUUAUUUCAAGUUUGACCGGAACAUAUACACAUCUGCACUUAAAUUUAAACCAAAGCCUUUCUGUGGGGAAGUUGUGAAGUUUUAGAUCUAGCCUACUCCAGGCAUUCAGUUAGUGAAACAGAGCAAAAUAGCAUAAUGGUAAUGGAGGAGUGAAAAAGUGAGUGGGGUUUGGGUCAAGUUGGGUAAAGAAUGUGACCGGACCCAGACCUCCCUCUCCUUUUCACUCAUCUGCCAUCAUACUAUACUGCUGUUUACUGUUACACUUUGUUUUACCAAAUGAAUAUUUGGAACAGGCUAUUUCAGAUCCAGUUAGAGUAAAAGAAAUUACAGUUUGGCCUUGCAAAUGGAGAAUUACAAUUAAGCAAUGUUGUUUCUUUUGCAUAGUGGCACAAUAUUACUAGUUGUGGCAAAGUUUGAAUUGUAGAGAUUAGAUGUUUAGAUAAGCUUCUCACAAAAAAUAUGUAAAUAUUUAUUGUCUAAAGGAAAUACAGAGGAUGUAAAAAAAGUGUGGUU
Molecule: messenger RNA, 3599 nt
Organism: Pocillopora verrucosa
Lineage: Eukaryota; Metazoa; Cnidaria; Anthozoa; Scleractinia; Pocilloporidae
Product: dixin-like
Biological process (GO): canonical Wnt signaling pathway
Cellular component (GO): cytosol
Molecular function (GO): frizzled binding
Source: RefSeq, a predicted model, not a curated record